Anopheles bellator is the source of this 2907-nucleotide messenger RNA. Its product is annotated as short-chain dehydrogenase/reductase family 16C member 6. The record is from RefSeq and is a predicted model, not a curated record. NCBI's taxonomy places the organism in Eukaryota, Metazoa, Arthropoda, Insecta, Diptera, Culicidae. Gene Ontology annotation, molecular function: oxidoreductase activity, acting on the CH-OH group of donors, NAD or NADP as acceptor. Gene Ontology annotation, cellular component: lipid droplet. The transcript has 9 exons. The coding region runs from base 859 to 1950 and encodes 363 amino acids.
UCGUGUUCGUAACGCAUUUGGCUGGGCCUCUCCGUAGCCCCAAGUACGGAGGAACCGUUCAUUCCGUACGUUGUCCGUAAUACACAUCGUCGCGUGAGGGUUCGUCGUUUGUGUGCCAAGUUUUUCGUCUCGUUGUACCUCUGCAAUAGUUAGAUCUCGUGUCAGCGUCUGUUCUGGAGCGAAUAUUCCGAACAAAUGUGAUUGAGUAGUAGUUGAAUCAAGCCUCUAUGCGGACAGUAGUGCCAUUGUUUCCUGGUGUGAAGUAAUUAACUGAAACUGUUUGCAAACAAACAUUGCAUGGAAUUGUGUGCGAUGUGUGGACACAUCUAGCAAAACACGAACGCUCCCUACGCCUGAUUAUUUCGGAACCACGUAUAGUGAAAAAUAUGUCGUAACUAAAAAAUAAAAAACGAACGGUCACCAAAUAGCAUUUGUGGUUACAAUGUGAUGUAGUGUCUAGUGGUUUUGAGCCGUUAACCUACGGUAGUGCUGGUGUAGCGUGUAAUGGUGCAAAAGCUAUUAGCGUGAUGGCGUAAUACUAUACAUAGAAACCGACAGUUCAGAUCUGUUACAUCGCUUUGCUUGAAUUUUUCAUUCAAUUCAUUCAGUACAAGCUCAACAUAUGUGUUUGAAUGCGCGAUUGAACCAGUGCGUCUAGGAGAAAGAGCUAGUGCUUCUCGUAUCUCCCAGCUUUCCGUAGAGGUUGGCUGGUUCAAAGAGAGAACUGUUCAAGGAAGUGGUGCACGGGAAUAAGUGGCAUAUGUAAGAUAGUAAGCCCCAUCUCUAGCUCUCUGGCUAACGUACAAAUACUGACAGCGGAAAUCGUUCAAAAAUUCAAGUCACGAUCAUACUCACAAAAUGUCAACGAAAGGAAAACCGUUUUCAUUCGAUCGCACGGAUCCGAAUCCGUCGCGUAAAACAUCAUCGAUCCGAGCAACGGUUGUGGAUGUAGUAGUUUUUCUGCUGACGUCGUUGGGGUAUAUAUUACAGGCUAUCUACUAUCAAAUUGUUACAGUACAGAAAAAGGAUUUGAGCGGCGAGAUAGCACUAGUGACGGGGGGAGGCGGUGGACUGGGUCGUUUACUCGCUCUACGACUCAUAAAGCUUGGUGCAAAAGUAAUACUGUGGGACAUCAACCAGGAAGCACUGGACGAAUCGGUAAAAUUGAUUCAAUCCCUCGGAGGACUUUGCAAAGGCUACAAAGUAGACAUAUCCAACAAGAAUGAAGUUUACAAAUAUGCCAAAGUAUUGCAAGAGGAUAUUGGAGAUGUGACAUUACUGUUUAACAACGCUGGUGUAGUAUCUGGGAGAGCUCUCUUGGACACUCCAGAUCAUUUAAUCGAACGUUCGUUUAACGUAAAUGUCAUAGCACACUUUUGGACAACCAAGGCCUUUUUACCAGCAAUGCUGAAACACGACCACGGACAUAUCAUAACGAUUGCGUCUCUCGCCGGUCACGUAGGGAUUUCAAAGUUGGUAGAUUAUUGUUCGAGUAAAUUUGCUGCGGUCGGUUUCGAUGAAGCAUUACGAUUGGAGCUUGAACACCUUGGCGCACAAGGUGUUUUCACAACUGUGAUUUGUCCAUAUUUCAUACAGUCUACCGGAAUGUUUGACGACGUAAAUUCAAGAUGGGUCCCAACACUCGACUCCAACGAAGUAGCAGAUAAAAUAAUUGAAGGCGUACAAAGGAAUGAUAAAUACGUCAUCAUUCCAGGCUACUUGCGGCUUAUGUUAGCUAUCAAAUGGGUGUUUCCUUGGGGAUGCAACUCCGGAUUCCUGAGACGAUUAGUGCCAGAUGCUGCUCCGCAACACAGCAUAACUCCCUUGAGCAGCCCGGAUUGUGAUAAGUUCAACAGCACGGAAAGUCCGCUAUCCAGUGAUAAUAAUAAUACGACGAAAACAACUCCCCUGCUCGUUCAUCGACAAUACACAGGUGAACGUGUGCUUUAAAUUGCCUGCUUGUUUGGGUGUUGCUUGUGAAAUUAUUCUUUUAAUACUGGUUGGUGUUUGAAAGUGUAAUGCUGCAUCCAGCAAUUUUAAUCUUUGAAAAUUUUAAAUAAGCAAUGCCCAUAUUUCUCAUUGUAUUUUUAAAUGGAUUUCAAUCCCGGUCUUUGGCUCGAUAUCUGCAUAAACAACAAUAUUACUGUACAGUUUGUUGAAAUUGAAAAAGGGCCGUGGCGGUGAAAAGGGAAGAUGGGGUUGGACGAGGAAUGAAAAGGGUGUAUGUACUCAACAGUACGUCGGUACCAGUACAGGACCAGUGAAUAAGUUAAAACUUGUAAUAAAUGGAUAAACAAAAGAUGAAUGGAGUUUUCUAUCAAAUACGAGUCUAAAGAUUUAUGCACUACGCACGAUUAAUGAAUAUUGUGAUUCCUUACACGAUGUUAGCCUUACACGAUGACAGCAUGAUGCACAGUUAUUGUGAAAAUAGUUCUUUUUCUCGUCGAUGCCGCUUCUAGGAUUGUUCAAUAAUUUCAUAACAAUGCAAAAAUGUACAAAAUUUUGCUAGUUUUUGUAAAUUGCUCUUGACGAAAGAAGAUAAUAAUAUAAUUAUUUCUCUUAGUGUUUUAUAAGACGGUUGAUUCCAUUUCUGGUGGAACUUGAAACUCACUGAUUGGAGACUUGUAGAUAGGACUUUGUUCGCGGUAUUGCGUAUGCUGCUCCCUUUCCUCCUCAAAUUUCGCAAACAUUCUUCGGUCGUCGUAUGUAAUCUUCAAUUGGUAACAAAGCAGAAACAUCAGACCACCGACGAAAAUUGAAAUUGCAAUAGUUAAACCUGCAGUAACCAAAUCAACCUGUUUGCAAAUUAUAUCUUGUACUUUGAGCAAAGUCAAUCGAUUUCCAAUCAGUUCAUACGAGUAUUUGUAAUCGCAAACAUUCUCUUCGUGGCUAAAUCGAAACGUACAG